Messenger RNA from Poecilia latipinna (sailfin molly), 2427 nucleotides. RefSeq names its product low density lipoprotein receptor-related protein 11 (gene lrp11). The record is from RefSeq and is a predicted model, not a curated record. Gene Ontology annotation, molecular function: serine-type endopeptidase inhibitor activity; protein binding. The transcript is spliced from 9 exons. Bases 248 to 1891 code for a protein of 547 amino acids. Lineage: Eukaryota; Metazoa; Chordata; Actinopteri; Cyprinodontiformes; Poeciliidae.
GCGACCGACCCUCUCUCACCAUGACAACGGCAGAUGACUUUUAGCAUCGUCGGGAGACAGCCGUUACCUCCGCCGCCGGUGAUAUAGAGGCGUUUUUUUCCUAAUAAAUUCGUGUUUUAAAUCGGCCCGCCUGGUUUAUUUUUCAUGUCGGAAGGUCGCUGGAGCUGAUAGAGCCCCUCAUGAGCGGGAGGCCAGCCGGAGGCAGAGAGAGACGCUGUUUUACCGAGUGAACAACAACAACAACAACAUGGCUCUGCUUCAGCAUCCCCGGCUGCUGCUCCCCUGUGUUUUCCUGCUGCUCUUCGCCGGCCGUGUCCACGCCCGCUCCUCUCAGAUAUCAGAUCUGAAAUCUAAAAUCUCCGGGGUGGAGGAGCUGCUGGAGGAAUUCCGGAAGCAGCUCCAGCAGGACCAGGCAUACAGAGCGGCCGACGUGAGCGACUCCUGCGUAGGCGACUUCAGCGCCGCGGAGCAGCGCAUCAUCCGGACAAAGGCCUCCAUCGAGCAGGGAGCCACCUUCCUGUUGGCCCCGGACACGGUGUACACCUGGAGGGACUGCUUGCACGCCUGCUGCUCGCAGCCUCACUGCACGGUGGCGGUGGUCCAGGAGGACCUGCAGCGACCUGCGGACAGCCUCAGCUGUUACCUGUUUAACUGCACCUACAGGAAUAAAAACAUCUGCUCCUUCGCUCCGCAGGAAGGCUUCACCACCUACAGCCGGACACCGAACGGCACGCUGGGGCACCGGCCUGGAACCACCGGGAGCCCCCGGCGAGCUGGGGAGGAUGACACCCCAGAAACGGACGAGCCUCCUCGCAGCGAUGCGGGGCAGGACGUGGUGAUCCAGCUGCCCACCGACUGGGCCGUCCUGGACGGCAGGGACAGCGUGGACGACCACAGGAUCACCCACUACGAGUGGACUCUCGUUAGAGGAGACACAGCCGUCAACAUGAAGGCGACCCACCCAGGGCUGCUGAAGGUCAGCGGUAUGCAAGAGGGCGUCUACACGUUCCAGAUGACUGUCACCGACUCGGCGGGGCAGAAGAGCUCCGACAACGUCUCCGUCACCGUGCUGGCACCAAAACACCAGGCGGAGGUUUGCACUGGUGACUGCUCCAACUACCAGUUCAAGUGUGACGAUGGCUGCUGCAUCGACAUCUCCUACGCCUGUGACGGGAGGCAGCACUGUCCCGACCGCUCUGACGAAGACUUCUGCUCAAACUUCGAUGGUGGCCGGAAGUCAGUGACCCACCCGGUGAAUCCCUCCAGCCCUCAGAGACCUGCAGCCCGGACCCAGCAGGCGGACGGUGCCGCCGUGCUUCCAGAGGCAUCCAGGAAAACAGUCGUAUCAGCGGUAGACGGGAGCAGCGCCGUUCCUGCUCAGAGCCUCAGCGAGCAGCAGGGCGCGUCUGCUAACCAAGAUCCGUGCGCUGCAGAUCCGGUCGUUGGCCCCUGUAAAGGCACCUUCCCUCGGUGGUACUACGACCAAACGGCCCGAGAAUGCAAACACUUCCUGUACGGUGGUUGCCAGGGUAACCACAACAACUUCCUCCAGGAGUCGGACUGUGUCAGCGAAUGUUUGCAGAAAAGCUCGGCCGUCAGCCCAACCAGUGCAGCCGCCUCCGUCACAAGGCCGACUGAGAAAGCUGCGCCUAAAGUUUCCAAAACCCAAGCAGAGAGUAGCGACAUAAUCUCCAAACCAUUUCCAGUUAAAGGCGGACACCCAGGCCCGGAGUCAGGUGCAAUUCUUCCUCUGGCGCUCGGCAUCCUCAUCACCGCCCUGCUCCUGCUCAUGAUCGGCUGUCGUCUCAGACUCGUUCGUCACAAGCUAAAGAAAGCGCGACCGCUCACCACCGAGGAGUCCGACUACCUCAUCAACGGCAUGUAUCUGUAGCCUAGGAAGCUGUUAGCGCUUCGUCUCAGACUGAAACAACCAUACGCUCUGCCGCCCUUAAAAAAAAUCUAAUUACAAAUCAAUAAAGAUGUAUCGUUUGCUGUUUAAAAUCAACCAAACAACCCGCUAAAUUACAUAUCAGACAUUGCUCCUGCACAAAACGUCAUUUCUGCCACUAGGGGUCACUGAUGUGCCAUGUUUGUGCUGCACCUGUUACCACAGCUAGCUUGAAUGAAAGACGAGUAUUUGAGUGCCCGGUUACCAUGGUUGCCAUCCAUAAAUCCUGUUCGAGUCCGAAUCGGUUAAGCCACACCGUGUCCUGCGAAUCGUCCUGUCUUUACAGCAUGUUUUUUUUUUUCUUGUGAUAAAUCAUUAUAAACAAUUUUAUUUGGUUUAAUGUUUGAAAUAAAUAAAAUAAAAGUACCCCAUGGAAAGGAAUUUUACAAUAUUGUGGUUAUUUGUAUUAGUUAAUUUGUCUUUUCUUUAAGAUUGAUGGGGAAUUUACUUACACAGGUAUGUGUAAAUAAAAUACUAAA